Messenger RNA from Capronia epimyces CBS 606.96, 1764 nucleotides. RefSeq lists its product as uncharacterized. Gene Ontology annotation, biological process: box C/D sno(s)RNA 3'-end processing; rRNA methylation. The transcript has a single exon. The record is from RefSeq and is a predicted model, not a curated record. Gene Ontology annotation, molecular function: histone H2AQ104 methyltransferase activity; rRNA methyltransferase activity; RNA binding. The coding region runs from base 1 to 1764 and encodes 587 amino acids. Lineage: Eukaryota; Fungi; Ascomycota; Eurotiomycetes; Chaetothyriales; Herpotrichiellaceae. Gene Ontology annotation, cellular component: small-subunit processome; box C/D methylation guide snoRNP complex.
AUGAAAUUCUCCUACUCUAUCACCAGCCUCAAGCGCUGGUCAUGCAAGAGCAAGGAUAUCCCUAGCGUCGCUACCAUCAAAGCCAUCCACGUGUAUGAUUUCGACAACACCCUUUUCAGCAGUCCCCUCCCAAAUCCUCAGAUAUGGAGUCCGCCUGCGGUCGGAAUGCUCCAGGCUUAUGACACACUUGCAUAUGGAGGAUGGUGGCAUGACUCCAGUAUACUGGCCGCAACCGGGGAGGGGAUCGAAAAGGAAGAGCCUCGUGCCUGGGAGGGUUGGUGGAACGAGACCAUCGUUCAACUCGUCGAGAUGAGCACGCAGUCGAAAGGAGUUCUUACUGUCUUGCUGACGGGACGAAGCGAGACCGAUUUCGCCAAUCUUGUCAACCGGAUAGUCACUGCAAAAGGCCUUGAUUUCGACCUGGUUGUCCUGAAGCCCGAAGCAGGACCCUCUGGACAGCGCUUUGAGUCCACCAUGGGGUUCAAACAGGAAUUUCUCAAAGAGUUGGUCUUUACAUACAAGAACGCCGAGGAGCUCCGGAUCUACGAAGACCGGCCGAAACACGUCAAGGGCUUUCGUGACUACUUUGAGCGCCUGAACAAGUCGUUGCUGUCCCAUCCCGCCGACCAACCACCGCCUCCACGAAAACCGAUCAACGCCGAAGUCGUGCACGUAUGUGAAUUGAAAUCGGCCCUCCAUGCCGAAACCGAAGUGGAGGUCGUGCAACGAGCCAUCAGCCGUCAUAAUCAUGCCGUCGCCACCGGCGGUCCCAACCCAACGAGAAGUGUCCGGAAGCAGUUGAAGAUUGUCGAGCAGUUUUCCUACUUUGGAUACCUGAUCAGUCAGACUGACUCGGCCCGUCUCAUUACGCUUUGCAAUGCAGCACCGCACCUGAUCGAUUCUGGCGAAGUUCGCUUGCUUGCUUCCAGCAUCCUCAUUACUCCGUAUUACCCACACAGAGACAUCCUUAAGAAGGUUGGUGGCCGCGGGAAGAAGGUGACAUGGCAAGUGACUGGCAUCGCCAAAUUCGAAGACCGUAUUUGGGCAGCUCGAGUGGCUCCCGUGUCGGAAACACAAAUUUACACUCAAGAUCCCACGCCUCUCGUAGUCCUCGCCAUUCGAAAAGGUUCCAGGCAGGUCGACGCGGCUAGGAUACAGAAUUGGCAACCGGUCGCGCCAGAGAAGGCGUUCAUGUUAGAAACCACCGUGGGUGACAAGGUCAUGUUGAAAAUUGAAGAGGUUGAUUCCCCCGUCCACAAUGUGUCUGGUGGGGCGCGAAAGAACCAGAAUGCCCUUGAGGUUGAUGGAGGCAACAAGCGCAAAUACAUGCAUGAGGAGUCGGACUACAGAAGUAAAGAAAACUAUCCUCGUGCUGCUGGCGGAGAUCGGGGUGACGGAGCUCCUUGGCCUGCCAAACACGGGUCUAAUUCGGGAGGCGGGAGGUUUUCACAACGAAACUACAUGAGUAAGAGUCAGUUCAACAAUCGGGCCAAUUCCAACAUGGCCGGCGGCAGAAACAACAACAACGCGAACACCAACCCCAACAACAACCAUCAGGGUCAAAAUACCAAUACCCGACAGCGUGGCUCCGGCACAGGUACGGGGUCAGCCGGUCGAGGAAAGACUGGCGGCGCCGGCGGAAGCGGAGGAAGCGGGAAUCGAGGACCAGCAGGGUACAAGAGUCUGGAUGACUAUGGACCCGGGAACUAUGACGGGGCCACUGAUUUGAAGACUGGAUCCGGAGAGAUGGUGAUGAAUUAUUGA